AUGCACAUCCGUUGAGUCCCAAAGCUUCCAUUCCGUCUUCUUCUUUCUCCUUUUUGCCCUACUGGUUGGGGUUUCAAAUGCUCUUGAGCCUUCUUGUUGCGAUAAUAAUUAAUCUUCUUUUUGGUUUGAGUUGUGGGUUUUGCACGAAGACGUGGUCUGGAUUUGGAUUAUUCUUGUGGAUUAUUAGUCUUUGCUCAUGCCGACCCUCGUCAACUGCCGUGGCGAUGAUGAAUUCUAUCCUGGCGGUUCUUUUUACUCGAAUCCUGUGGAUUUGGGUCGCUUGUUCUCAAUUGGUUCCCAUGUGGAUGUGUACCGACCUCCUUGCAAGCGGGCUCGGAUCAGUGCCCCAUUUGUCUUUGGGGGAAAUGAGUUUGAGGAGGACAAGAAACCAUCCAUUGACGUUCUUCCUGAGGAAUGCCUUUUUGAGAUAUUCAGACGCGUCCCUGAAGGCAAAGAGAGGAGCUCCUGUGCUUGUGUCUCCAAGCGUUGGCUUAUGCUUCUGAGCAGUAUCCGUAAGGCUGAUGACAUUCACAAGGAGGUGCCGGUUUCUGAUAAUGUUGAUAUGGUCACCGGUAAUGAAGAUCAGGAUUUGGAAAGUGAUGGAUACCUUACGAGGUGUUUGGAAGGGAAGAAAGCUACCGAUGUUAGACUUGCUGCAAUUGCAGUUGGAACCAGAGGCCGUGGGGGACUGGGAAAGCUGUCGAUCCGAGGAAGCAACUCUCUUCGUGGGGUCACCACCCUUGGCCUCUCAGCUGUAGCCCGCUGUUGCCCAUCUCUCAAGGCUCUUUCCUUGUGGAAUAUUUCUUCUGUUGGGGAUGAUGGCCUAUCUGAGAUAGCAAAAGGAUGCCAUUUGUUGGAGAAGCUUGACCUUUGUGAGUGUCCCUCGAUUUCUAACAAGGGCUUGAGUGCAAUUGCCAAGAACUGUCCUAAUUUGAUUUCAUUGAAUAUUGAAUCAUGUUCAAAAAUUGGGAACGAAGGCUUGCAAGGUAUUGGAAGGUUUUGCCCCAAGCUGCAGUCUAUCUCUUUGAAAGAUUGCCCCCUUGUUAGCGAUCAUGGAGUAUCAAGUCUAUUGUCAUCAGCUCCUCUGCUGUCAAAGGUAAAGCUUCAGGCCUUGAACAUCUCCGACUUCUCCCUUGCCGUGCUUGGGCACUAUGGAAAAGACAUUACAAAUCUAGUCCUUAGUGGUCUUCAAAAUGUUAGUGAGAAGGGUUUUUGGGUCAUGGGUAUUGCUCAGGGUCUGCAAAAACUGGUGUCAAUGACAGUCACUUCUUGUCGGGGUAUAACAGAUGUGGGUCUUGAAGCCAUUGGCAAGGGAUGCAUCAACCUGAAGCAGAUAUGCCUUCGCAAGUGCUGCUUUGUGUCCAACAAUGGACUGGUAGCUUUUGCCAAAGCGGCAGGAUCACUAGAGAGCCUGCAGCUGGAAGAGUGUAACAGGGUUACCCAAUUAGGGAUUAUUGGUGCCAUCUCAAACUUUGGAACAAAGUUGAAGUCUCUUACCCUAGUGAAGUGCAUGGGAAUCAGGGAUUUGGCUUUGGGAUUUCCUUUGCCUUCUCCCUGCAUCUCUCUUCGAUCCUUGUCCAUACGAAACUGCCCCGGAUUUGGUACUGCUAGCCUGGCUAUGGUGGGUAAGCUAUGCCCUCAGAUUCAGUAUCUAGACCUGACUGGGCUCUAUGGAAUAACCGAUGCUGGGCUUCUCCCUGUUCUAGAGAGCGCUGAGGCAGGACUUGUCAAGGUAAUACUUAGCGGCUGCUUGAAUUUGACAGAUGAAGUAAUUUUGGCCUUGACUAGGCUACAUGGCGGAACCCUGGAACUCCUGAAUCUUGAGGGAUGCAGGAAGAUUACUGAUGCUAGCUUGGUGUCAGUCGCAGACAAUUGCUUGGUACUCAAUGAUCUAGAUGUGUCAAAGUGUGGAAUCACAGAUUCUGGCAUCAAAAUACUUUCCUGUGCUGAGCAGCUCAAUUUGCAGGUCCUCUCUUUGUCGGGUUGUUCUGAAGUAUCAAACAAGAGCUUGCCUUACCUGGAGAAAUUGGGUAAGACACUGGUGGGGCUGAAUCUCCAGCACUGCAAUUCAAUCAGCUGUAGCACAGUCGAGCUGCUCGUGGAGAGCUUGUGGAGAUGUGAUAUCCUUUCCUAACCAGGGAUGGACAUUACUCUUAUUUGAUGGAUCAAAGAGGCAGUUAUAAAGAUGUUGAACCAGAUUAGGAAAUCCAACAACUCUGUUUUGACUCGACAAAUAGUAGAUGCAUAAGGCUCGUACUCUCAACUCACACGGGUAGCAGCAGUCAACAUACGUUUUUAGCCUAUCAGCAGUGAGGUGCCGGUAGCUUAGUGGCUUGGUUGUUUUCCAGGGGAAUGUGGCAGAUCUUCUUCCAUCCUUUUUUAGCAGGCUUUCUUGACAUGGGAAAGCUUGUUUCAGCUAUUUAGCUCCCCACUGAUGUGGGGGGCUUCUUUUAUGGCCAUGUUUCCCGAGAAUACAGUUACCAAGUCCCUGGUUUGAGGUCCUCACUUCCCGGUUUUGUUUUGCUGGAUCUUCUAUUCCCAGUGGUUUUUAGCUUCUUCACACGGUCUUUGAUAGUGUUAAAGCUGUUUUUGUUUAUUUCCAGUCUCACAGAGUCUGUUGUCAGAUUCAGUCUUAAGUUAGUUUCUCGUGUCUAGUGUUUGGUUGCUUUGUGCAGUUGUAAGCAUGAAAUGCCGCAGAUUUAUGGGCUGCAGUGGUGGUGGCAGAGGCCAUUAGGUCUGCCAUGACAACCUUGUUGGUUGUUUUUUGUAACUUUUCACACUGUUCUUGGUUUUGCAGGCUUCUCCUCCUUAUGAAUUGUAUUCGGGCAACUACGUUAAUUUGCAUGAAAUGGGGCUAUCUGCCCUUCUUAUUGA
Messenger RNA from Corylus avellana, 2874 nucleotides. RefSeq names its product EIN3-binding F-box protein 1. The record is from RefSeq and is a predicted model, not a curated record. Gene Ontology annotation, cellular component: SCF ubiquitin ligase complex. Gene Ontology annotation, biological process: SCF-dependent proteasomal ubiquitin-dependent protein catabolic process. NCBI's taxonomy places the organism in Eukaryota, Viridiplantae, Streptophyta, Magnoliopsida, Fagales, Betulaceae. Gene Ontology annotation, molecular function: protein binding.